AUGUCAGUUUUAAUGAGUGAUGAGAAUAUCAAAGAAAGACUUAAGAAAUUUUUUUUCGCAUUUAGUUAUUCAGUAUUUGAACAUACAAAAUGGUAUGAUGAAGAAAUUAGCUCAUAUUUGCGCAAAUGUUUUGAUAGUGAAGGUCGACGGAUAAUUACAUUGAAAUAUGGUAUUAAUCCGCAGCAAACUGAUGCUCAAGUUUAUUUUGAAGGAUCAGAUAUGCCACUUAAAGUGCUGAAUGGUUCUCCAAGCUAUAUAAAUAUAUUAGACGCAUUAAAUUCGUGGCAAUUAGUCAGUGAGCUAAAAAAAGCUACUGGAAUGCCAGCUGCAGCAUCUUUCAAACAUGUUAGUCCAGCAGGAGCUGCUAUUGGCUUACCUCUCAAUGAGUCCGAAGCGAAGUCGUUCAUGGUUGCAGAUUUGCCGAUUAGUCGAAGCAGUCCAUCAUUAGCAGCAGCUUAUGCAAGGGCACGUGGUUCUGAUCGAAUGUCGUCUUUCGGCGAUUUUAUUGCCUUAUCUGAUGUAUGCGAUGAUUUAACAGCAAAAGUUAUAAGUCGAGAAGUGUCAGACGGAAUUGUUGCACCAGCUUACGAUGCUUCGGCAUUAGCAACUUUAGCAAAAAAGAGAACUGGAAAUUAUAUUAUUUUAACUAUCGAUCCAAAAUUUUUGCCAUCCGAGACUGAAGAAAGAACAAUUUUUGGUUUGCGCAUCAAACAGAAAAGGAAUAAUACUGCGAUUUGUUCGGAAACUUUCAAAAAUAUUUUGCCGAAUUCCGCUGUUUAUGAUCUUAUUAUUGCUACUGUUGCGGUCAAAUAUACUCAGUCAAACAGUGUUUGUUUUGCUUAUCGCGGACAAGUAAUUGGCAUAGGAGCUGGGCAACAAUCUCGAAUUCAUUGCACUCGUCUAGCGGCAGAAAAAGCUCUUAAUUGGUCUUUGCGACAGCAUGAUCGAGUUUUAAAUCUACCAUGGAAAGCAAAUUGUAAAAGAAUUGAUAAAUCUAAUGCUAUUGAUAUGAUGAUAACAGGAUUUGAUGCGAAUGAUAUUGCACUCGAAAAGUGGAGAAACAAUUUCACAGAGAUUGUUCAACCAUUUAGCUUCGAUGAAAGAAAAGAAUGGAUGAAUAAAAUGUGCAAUAUUGUUAUGAGUUCCGAUGGAUUCUUUCCAUUUCGUGAUAAUAUCGAUUGUGCAAGCAAAUAUGGCGUUAAAUAUAUAGCAAGUCCCGGUGGUUCCGAACGUGACGACGAUAUUAUAAAAGCUUGUAAUGAACAUGGCAUAACACUAAUUCAUACUGGAAUUCGUCUCUUCCAUCAUUGA
Messenger RNA from Dracunculus medinensis (Guinea worm), 1311 nucleotides. NCBI's taxonomy places the organism in Eukaryota, Metazoa, Nematoda, Chromadorea, Rhabditida, Dracunculidae. The record is from the annotation of a GenBank genome assembly.